CUAUCUGCUUCUGCAUUUGUGUGCUCCUGUCAUUAGCUGGAGCAAAGCCAGUUACAACAUUUUUAAUGUUUUGGAUUAAUUUGGUUCAUUUUGAAAAGCCAACUAAUAAGAAAAAUGCUCUGUUACCCAGACCACCUCUUAUUCUGAGCUUUUCACAGUGUGUUGUGUUACAGCAGAUUAUCACCACCAUGGGAGUGAAUGACCUGUGGCAAAUUCUAGAGCCUGUUAAGGAACACGUGGACCUAAAGGAGCUUGCUGGGAAAACCAUUGCAGUUGAUCUGAGCCUCUGGGUGUGUGAAGCACAGGCAGUCAAAAAAAUGAUUGGAACUGUCCUGAAGCCCCACCUCAGAAACCUGUUUUUUCGUAUCUCCUAUUUAACACAAAUGGAUGUAAAAUUAGUGUUUGUUAUGGAAGGAGAGCCACCAAGGCUAAAAGCUGAUGUCAUAAACAAGAGGAAUCAAAUUCGGUAUGGACCUUCUGGUAAAACGUCUCAGAAAAUGGAGAGAUCACAUUUUAAGCUGGUUUUACAAGAGUGUCUGGAUCUGCUGGAGUGCCUAGGAGUGCCCUGGGUUCAGGCGACCGGGGAAGCGGAAGCCAUGUGCGCCCACCUCAACGCAGCGGGCCAGGCAGACGGCUGCUUUACCAACGACGGAGACGCUUUCCUCUAUGGGGCCCAGACCGUUUACAGGAAUUUCACUAUGAAUGCAAAGGACCCCCACGUUGAUUGUUACACCAUGACAUCUAUCAAGGAUAAGCUGGGCUUGGACAGGGACACUCUGGUUGGACUGGCGGUUCUUCUCGGCUGUGAUUAUCUCCCGGAGGGAGUCCCUGGAGUUGGAAAAGAAAAGGCGUUAAAACUUAUACAGACUUUGAAAGGACAGAGUUUACUUCAGAGGUUUAAUCAAUGGAAUGAAAAAUCAUCUCACACCAGUCCACAAGCAGCAGUCACUAGAAAACCAGCUCAUUGCUCGCUGUGUUCCCACCCAGGCUCAUGUGAUGAUCAUGAACGGAAUGGAUGCAGACUAUGUAAAAGCGGUAAGUCCUGUGAGCCACAUGGUGAUGAAUACUGCUGUCCCUGUGAGUGGCAUCGGACACAACAUCACAGCCAGCCUGCCGGAAUCGAGGAAAGUAUAAAGAAGAAAGCUUGCCAGUGUGAAGGAUUCCCAUUCCAAGAGGUCAUUGAAGAAUUCCUUUUGAACAAGGAUAAACUGGUGAAGAAGAUCUGCCCCCAGAGGCCUGAUUUGUUGCUGUUUCAGAGAUUUACUCUUGAAAAAAUGGAGUGGCCCAGUCACUAUGCAAGUGAGAAAUUGCUGGUACUCUUGACUCGAUAUGACAUGGUAGAAAGAAAGCUUGGCAGACGGAACUCUAAUCAACUACGGCCAGUUCGAAUUAUUAAAAACCGAAUUAGACACGGAGUUCAUUGCUUUGAAAUAGCAUGGGAAAAGCCUGAACAUUACGUUACAGAAGAUGGGCAAAAAGGAGACUCGGUUGUAUUAACGAUCGAAGAAGAAUCAUUGUUUGAAGCAGCAUAUCCAGAGAUUGUUGCUGUUUACAAAUUACAGAAGUUAGAAAUUAAAGGGAAGCAAAAAAGGGGUAUGAAAAUUAAGCACAGGAAAAAUAAUUUACCAGACUCGGAUGAUGCAGUGAGUGUUCAGUCACAACUGACUUUAAAACCCGCUUGUGAAAUCUUUCCUAAACAGAAUUCCAAGCUGAAUUUGGAAAUUCUUCCCAUUCCUGCAUUAUCACAGGAAGCCAUCUCUGCCUCAUUGAAUAACUUACUUUUACCUGAAGAUGAUUCCUGUUUGAAUACCCAUGAACAGUUUAUAUCCUCCCCAAGACUUUUGGAUACCCAACAAAAGAACAAAGCUGCAACUGAAUAUCCAACUUCAGAAGCUGGUCAACACAAUUCCUUAAACGACAGUAGGUCAGUAAUUGCUGAUCUGCACUUGAGCACCAUUGACUGGGAAGGCACUUCUUUCAGUAAUUCCCCAGCUAUUCAAAGGAACACUGUCUCUUGUGAUUUAAAGUCAACACUUACAGCAGAGCUGUCAACCCCUACUGAUUCUUAUGAAAAUAUCCCAGAACAACUAUGUGAAUCAGAGCAGUUCGCCUCAAACAUGAAUGAAGCUUUGGAUUGGGAUCUCCAAAAGAUUAGUUCUGAAGAGCAUAUCAUUUCUAGCAUUUCCAAUUUAUGUCUAAAGGAUUUGCCUUUAAGGGAACGACUACUGAUAAAGUCAUCAUUUCCUCAGAAUAAUGUACAACCAGAUGCUGACCUGAAAACUUUGUCCCUAAUUAGGAGAAAAGAAUCUUGUGUCACUAAGAAUAGUUUUGACUAUUCACCACAUCUUUCUCAGGAUCUUCCAGGAAUCCAUUUGCAAAAUGAACCCAGAAAUAGUGAAAUGUUAAAAGACCAACUACUUCAAGAAAACUGCGAAAUAACCUCUUCUGCAGCUCUUUCUGACAAAAAUCCAACAGCAUUUAGAGCUGGACCACCAAAUAUAACUUCAAAUCACAGUAGAAAAUUUGAUAUGCCAGCCACCAAGAAAGCUGUAAUGCCGAGAAGUGUUUGCCUUGAGAGACAUUCAUCUGAUGACGAAAGUACCCCAGUGUUUGAGAGAGCUAAGUUCUCAACAAACAAAAUAAACCAUGGUUUUCAGAAUAAUCUCACAGCCCAAUUCAAAGAAAAUGACCACAACAACUUACCUAAUCCUAAACUGUUGAUGAAAGAAACUGAAAAAUAUUACAAAUCUUUCAAAACAUCUAGAAAUGAAGAAGAUUCUUCCUCUGGCCCAGGAAAAAAGCUCCUGAGUUUUCCCCAAUGUCAUCAGAAAGGGGAUCACAACUCCGGUGUUUGGCUGGACAGUCCACCUCCUUUAUCCCAGAGAUUAAAACUCAAGUUCCAAAACAUUUGAGAUCUGAAAUACCAAAGCAUAAUGUAUUAUUCAAGUAUUGUGUGCAUUAGCAGAGGAAAGAUGUCCCAUUAAUGCUGGAGAGGAAAAUUUAAUGUGGCUUUAUAUGUCGCAAAAUGUUUUUGCCUCUUUAAUCAAAAUUAUAACUUCAAAAUGUUGUUUAAAAGUUUGGUUUUAAAGGAUGAACCCUGGAGUGAAGACUUCAGAUAAUGUCUCAUUUUAAAAUAUAUUUUUGCCCUUUCUAGUA
Molecule: messenger RNA, 3156 nt
Organism: Ochotona princeps (American pika)
Lineage: Eukaryota; Metazoa; Chordata; Mammalia; Lagomorpha; Ochotonidae
Gene: GEN1
Product: GEN1 Holliday junction 5' flap endonuclease
Exons: 13
Coding region: 66-2912 (948 amino acids)
Molecular function (GO): 5'-flap endonuclease activity; four-way junction DNA binding
Source: RefSeq, a predicted model, not a curated record